Messenger RNA from Amphimedon queenslandica, 3900 nucleotides. Its product is annotated as arginine-glutamic acid dipeptide repeats protein-like. Bases 174 to 3683 code for a protein of 1169 amino acids. NCBI's taxonomy places the organism in Eukaryota, Metazoa, Porifera, Demospongiae, Haplosclerida, Niphatidae. Gene Ontology annotation, molecular function: transcription corepressor activity; chromatin binding; zinc ion binding. Gene Ontology annotation, cellular component: nucleus. The record is from RefSeq and is a predicted model, not a curated record. Gene Ontology annotation, biological process: regulation of DNA-templated transcription. The transcript is spliced from 22 exons.
GUGACAUUCUCUCUCCUUCUCCCCCUCUCUUAGCUCGCUCUCCCUCCGGCCAUAAGAAGAAAGGUUUUAGAGCAUCAUUCAAUACAAAUUUCUAGAGGGCAUCAGCUGUGCGCCUGUAAUAAUAUUACAUUCUUUGUCUCUCUUUUUCUUUGAAAAAGACUCUCAACUACAAGAUGCCUGGAAAGAACUUUAAAAAGCAGGAUCCCAGAAACGGGAAAAAGGGACGGAAAACCAGAGGCAACUCAGCCCCAGUCCCACCUUCAGCCUCCUCCAGCAAAAUGUCCAACAAGCCACCACCAUCCUCCUCGGGUGCUCAAACAAGAGGACGAAGGACAAAUAAUAGUCAAAAAGGUCGUCCGCCUGUCCCUGCGGCAGCAAACAAACCACCGCCUGUGUCUGCUCCUCCACCGAACAGCAAAAAGAACGGAGGAUCCAAUGGCAAAGGCGGUCCUGGAGGAAGCAUGAAAUCUAAAAAGAAGACACCAGAUUACUCUUGUUACACAGCUGAGGACCAAACUGUUUACAAGCCAGGAGAUUAUGCCUAUGUCGAUAGCCAGCAGUCCGACCAACCAUACCACAUCUGUCUCAUCAACAGUUUUAAAGGAACAAGAAAGGAUACAGUCACAGCUGAAGUGAAGUGGUUCUAUAGGGUGUGUGAAUUGCCAGAAGCAGUCUAUUACCAGCUAAUGGAGGACAGGAAAUUAAGUGAAUAUGCUGCUACUUUUGCGCUUACUUCUAUAAGAGACAGGGAACUUUUUGCUGCUUUUAAUGUUGAUACUCACCCAGCUCAUUUAUUUAGGGGUAAAUGUGUUGUUGAAGAAUUCUCUACCAUAACUGACAUGGCUUCAUUUCUUCCAUUGGAGAAUCACUUCUUUUAUCAACAUGGCUACAAGCCUGAGUCAAGGAGAAUGACAAAAAUGGAUGAGUUCUCAUUUAUUCCUUAUAGCCAACAAGCUGAACUCCCUGAUUAUAAACCAUUCAGUGACAGUGAGGAGAAGGAGGACAGCAAUAAGCAAGAUGGAGAACACAAAGAAACAAAGAAACUGGACAGAUAUAGCGUUAGUGAUCAAACAUCUCCUCCUUCUGAAACACUAAUUUGGAAGACAAAUAUUGAUGAUGAUAAUUUACUCAUGUACCUAAGGGCAGCAAGGAGUGUAGCAUUACAUGCUGGAGUGUGUAUGCAAGGACUAGUAAGAGAUGGAUACAUGGCCGCUUCUUCUGAUGAGACUACUCAGCGAGCUUUUGAUGUGCUUCAUAGUAAUGAUUAUGAUACUGAGAAAGCACUCCUGGCAAUAAUCAAGAAGCCAAAUGUAGGGAAGCUCCACAGAAAGAAAAACUGGAGCAAAGAACACUCUCUCCUUUUUGCCAAAGGGAUGAGACAGUUUGGUAAAAACUUCAGAAAGAUAAAGAAUGAGUUAUUGCCAAAUAAAGAAAUAACUGAAUUAAUUGAAUAUUAUUACUACUGGAAGAAGACCACAGCUGGUCUGUCCUCUCGCAACACAAGGAAGCAGAGGAAGCAGUUUCAUAUUAGGAUGAGCAGGGCCAUGAUGAAGCCUGAGGACAAGUCACCAGAACCAGAAAAGGAAUUCAUUGAUGUCAGUUCUGGUGAAGAAGAUGAAAUGAUCGAUGAUGAGGGAGAGAAAUGCUUCGUUUAUCAUGCUUGCAGACAUUGCUAUAGCACUGAGUCGAGCAGCUGGCACCACAGUGGUUCAAACAAGACGAUACUCUGCAAUGAUUGUAGACUAUAUUUUAGAAAGUACAGCUGCAUGAGGCCUUUGACAGUUAAACGUGAGCCGCCUGCCUUCAUGUUUAAAGACUACCACGUGGCUCUUGCUGAAGAGAGUAGGAGGAAGACUAGGAACAGCAACAAUGUGCGUCUCCCUCACGCUGGCCUGAGGAACGGGAAAAUAUUCAGCAAGUCAGACUCUGAUGAAGAUGAAGAAGGUUCUGAAACGAGUGAAUUCAGCAGUACUGAGAGUUUCGAAGUCCCAAUAAGCACUAAAAAGAGGAACAGGGAACUACAGCAGAGGCGAUCACUAAUGGACUUACUUGACAACGAUAACAAGACAGCUGCUAAUAUAUCAGGAGGCAUGGCAGGGGGAGGAGCCAGCGAGGGAGAAGCAUCCGCUAGCUCCGAACCGUCUGAGAAAAAAAUCAAAGAGGAAAAAGAUCAACAGAGAGAAGGAGCGGCCAGCGAUGAAGACGGAGGCGGUAGCGGCCCAAGUACUAGUUAUGCAAGAGACGAUGACGAGUUUGAGGAAGGAGUAAUGGAGGAAGAAGAUGAUAAUGGAAGGAAGUCGCUGGAGGAGCAGCAGUCCAGCUCACAGAGCCCGGAAAGCAGUGGAGAAGAGAGAACUGGGCCGUUGUCUGCUACUACUCCGAAGAGCUCGGUUCCAUUUUCUAAAGCGUUUCAGACUCUUACCCAUACUCCCAUACCUCAGAAUCCCAUACCACAGUCCUUCAUGAGAGUCAGCAAGGAUACGGAAUCAUCUUGCGCUAGAACAGAUCUUGUGUAUGUUCACCCGUCGCCAGAAGAAAGGAAAGCACUCGCACAGCCACAAAAGGCUAUUCCACAUCACAUUCCUCAUCUCUCCUUUGGACAGCCAGAACUCCCCCCCAGCAACCCCAUCCCACCUGCACCUCAACUUCAAACACAGACCACUUCCACCAAGCAACAAGUCCCCACCAUCACGACAUACGACCCACACCUUCCAAGUGGCCCGGGACACUUUAUCGGCUUUCCCAUGCCUCCAGCUUUGACCCCCACAAUCCCCCCCGGGGCCGACCCGGCUUCUAUCGUUGCCAUGGCACGUCAGUUUCCCCCCCACAUGGCGAGAGAGGAUAUAUUCAUAUGGCAGCAGCAGCAGCAACAGCAACAGGCGCUAGCAAUGGCAAUGCAGAAGCAGCUGGAGACUGGAGCCGCACAGCAUGUUGCCUUUCAGCCUGGAGCAGGUGGACCUCAUAUUUUACAAUCUGCCACAGAGCACGGCAACCAGCAACAGCAAGGAAUGAUAUUUCAAUUCCCGACCCCCGAGGAAAUGACACGCCUCCAACGGAGCGGCCACACCCUCCACUCGCUCCCCGAGGGAGUCAUAGCCGCCCAUCCACACCAUCCUUUUCAUCCUAUCGUCGCCACGCCUACCAUCGUCAUGGAUACCGGUGCCCAUCACCACGACGACGGGCCUUCUUCCUCGUCCUCCCAUCACCAUCAGCCAGGAGCCCAUCACCACCCACAUCAGCCAUUGUCUCUCUCUCUCCUACCCAAUAACAUGGUCGCCGCCAACUUGGAAGCUCUCCAACAACAGCAGCAGCAGCAGUUGUUAUUACAACAGCAGCAAAACCCACAGGUUGCUCUCAUUAGCCAGGAACACUUUCAAGAUCUUCAGAGGCGAUACCUCCUUUACAUGCAAGAAUACCAGAAAAACCCAAGCAUUAUCAACAACCCCAACUUUCAGAAUGUUGUCUCACAGUACCAGCAAUUGGAGCAGUAUAUAUUACUCCAGCAGCAGCAGCAACAGCAGCAGCAGCAAGAGUUGCUCCUGCAGCAAGAGCUUCUUAAGCACCAGCAGCAGCAACAGCAGAAAUAUGCUCAUCAGUCUUCAUCGGGUUCUUCCACAUCGUCUUCAGCUGCAGCAAGGCCUGGUGUCAUCAUGAAUCUACAUACGACUGGAAAUAGAAGUUAAGAAUUUAUGAAAAAAAAAUAAUAAAGUUAAUAAAUUUUAAAAAUAAGCACACACUUCAUCCAUGCCUUAAAGCAAAUACAAAGUGUAUUGACUCCAUCAUGUAUUUUUUUGCUUGAUAUGUACUGUAUGUUUGUUGUACAUAGAUCUUUGUUAUUAUUAUUAUUAUUAUUAUUAUUAUUAUUAGUUGUUGAAAUUUUCAAUUCCCUCUCCUUCUCAG